UCCUUGGCCCAAAAUUUUCAGCUCAAUUUUUAAUGCUUUAUAUACCAUUUUGUAGCUCGUGAAAUUCUCUAUCGAACGGUGUAUAAUAGUUGGGGUUUCAUUUGACUAUGAUAGGAAAAGUGUUUUACGAAUGUGGAGAUAAGUCGAUUUUUCUAUAGGAAGCCAUAGGGAAAAAUGAGUAUUUUUGCAAUAACUCAGGAACGGCUCGGCCAAUCCUUCUCAUCUUCGAACUCGACCGAGAUAUUGUUGAGACUAAACUGUGUAGAAAAUUUCAUCGCGAUCUGACUCUCCUUUCGAAAGUUAUCGUGUAUACGGACGGACGGCCGGACACACAGACCGAUUUUAGUAGUGUACUCACUUUUUGAGUACACAAAAAAUGAACUUGAUCAAGGACAUAAACAUGCUAAAUUGUCUAUGGAUUUUAAAAAACGUUUUAAUGAUGGAGGUGAUAAAGAAUUGAACGUUGAACAAUUAGAAAAAUUAGUUUCAUUUGAAGCACUUCGAGCAUUUGAACAUUAUCGAGCUGCAUUGAAAUUUCUUGGAAAAAUGAAUCAAAAUGAAGCUGAUAUAAUACAACGUGCUCGAAAUUCUUGA
Messenger RNA from Rotaria sp. Silwood2, 594 nucleotides. Lineage: Eukaryota; Metazoa; Rotifera; Eurotatoria; Philodinida; Philodinidae. The record is from the annotation of a GenBank genome assembly.